Messenger RNA from Hipposideros armiger (great roundleaf bat), 1561 nucleotides. It is a transcript of the gene ANXA9, whose product is annotated as annexin A9. Gene Ontology annotation, molecular function: calcium-dependent phospholipid binding; phosphatidylserine binding; calcium ion binding. The record is from RefSeq and is a predicted model, not a curated record. Lineage: Eukaryota; Metazoa; Chordata; Mammalia; Chiroptera; Hipposideridae. Gene Ontology annotation, cellular component: nucleus; cytoplasm; plasma membrane. Bases 212 to 1249 code for a protein of 345 amino acids. The transcript has 15 exons.
GCUGCAGGCCCCUCCUCAUGCCACACAGGAGCUGGUGCCCACACAGGCACGCCACCGGGCUGUGACCACACCCACCUCGCCCUCAGCACCUCUGGGCACCCAUGUACCAACAAGACCACAGAUUCACAUCAGCUCAGCAAUUGCACCUGCUGACCUAGAAAUCCCGGCCGGAGACUCCAAGGGUGAGAGGCAGACAGCAGCCAGCCACACCAUGUCUGUGACCAGCGGGAAGACGGGACUGUCCCUGACCCAGGAAAUCCUCAGCUACCUGGGCCUUGCCAGCAAGACCGCAGCUUGGGGGACCCUGGGCACCCUCAGGACUUUCUUGAGCUUCAGUGUGGACAAGGACGUGCAGAGGCUGCUGAGGGCCAUUGCGGGCGAAGGUGUGGAUCACAACACCAUUAUGGACGUGCUGACCAAUCGGAGCAGAGAGCAAAGACAGGUUAUCUCUCGAGCCUUCCAGGAGCGUACCCAACAGGACCUGCUGACGUCCCUGCAGGCGGCAGUCUCUGGCAACCUUGAGAGGAUCGUGGUGGCACUGUUGCGGCCAGCAGCCCAUUUCGAUGCCCGGGAAUUGAGGACAGCCUUGAAGGACUCAGGUUCUGCUGAGGAUGUGGCCGUGGAAAUUCUUGCCACCCGUGCCCCACCCCAGCUGCAAGAGUGCCUGGCAGUCUACAAACACAAUUUCCAGGUGGAGGCUGAGGAGGACAUCAAAUCUGAGACCACUGGCACCUUGCAGGACCUGCUGCUGGCCCUGGCCAAGGGGGACCGUGAGAGCUUCUCUGAAAUCAUUGACUAUAACCUGGCAGAACAGGAUGUCCAGGCACUGAAGCGGGCUGAAGGACCCAGCACAGAGGGGACGUGGGUCCUUAUCCUCACCCAGCGAAAUCCUGAACACCUCAUCCGAGUGUUUGAGCAUUACCAGCGGUGCACUGGGCAUGAGCUGGAGCAGACUGUCCGAAACCGUUUCCAUGGAGAUGUCCAGAUGGCUCUGCUCAGCCUAGCCUCGGUGAUCAGGAACACACCGCUGUACUUUGCUGAUAAACUUCAUCAAGCCCUCCAGGAAACUGAGCCCAAUUACCAAGUCCUGAUGCGUAUCCUUAUCUCUAGAAGUGAGACUGACCUUCUAAGCAUCCGAGCCGAGUUCAGAAGGAAAUUUGGGAAAUCUCUCUACUCUGCCCUCCAGGAUGCAGUGAAGGGGGACUGCCGCUUAGCCCUGCUAGCCCUGUGCAGGGCUGAAGACCUUUGAGACCUCCCUGCCCCCCAUCCCACUUGGCAUUCAAGGAUCUGAGAGUUGCGUGUUUGUCUGAGCCUGCAGACCAGCUGGGCCUGCAAAGAGGAUAACCCCUCACCGAGCACAUGUUCCAGCUUCUUGUUGAGGCUGGAACUCGAAGUUUUCUUUUAAAUCCUUUAAUGUCCCUCAUCUCCACGUGAUGUCUGGUGCCUGGGUCCCCCCCGCUCUGUCUCUCUGGUGUGGGUUGAUGGGGUCUCCUUGAUGGUUUCUACCCUACUCAUCCUUCCCAAGCCCUGGGCAGAACAGUGCACUGAUGCUUGAAUUCUU